UCUGCCAUGGUAAACAUAUCUCAGGGUAAUUUCACCAGUGAAUUACUUUACGAGAACUUCUUGAAAACAUUAAUAUUUUCCAUUAUGUCUACAGUUCCCUCCUGUGUGUUUCUCUUCAUAAAUGGCACUAUGCUGUUCACUUUGAGGAGUAAACCGGUGUUUCGGGAAACUUGCCGUUUUAUUCUCCUCUUUAAUCUCCUUCUUGCAGACACUGUUCAGCUGGCUCAGAGUCAGGUUCAAUUCCUAUUGUCUGUUUGCAGAGUUAGGCUGGUAUAUUCUCUCUGUAUUAUACUCAGCAUGCUUGCUAAUCUUACAACUGGGAUUUCUCCUCUCACUCUGGUGUUGAUGCCGUUGGAGCAGUAUGUGGCUGUGUGUUACCCACUGAGGCACGCUUCCAUCAUCACAGUCAGAAACACAGCAGCUGCAGUCAUUGCCGUUUGGGCCGUCAGUUCACUCAACAACCUGACUCGAGUUUUGCUGUUUUUGAAGUUUCCUUUUGAAAAGAUGGAACUUUAUGAUGUCUGUUCUAACAUUGCUUUAAUUCUGGGGGUUUUGACAGCAGAAUACGACAGAGCGUACACUUGUGUGCUGUUUGUAUCUGCAGGUGUGGCCGUCACUUCCUCAUAUGUGGGGGUGAUAGUAGCUGCCAAGUCGGCGUCCACAGACAAAGCUUUAGCUCGUAAGGCUCGUCACACUCUGCUGCUGCAUCUGGUGCAGCUGGGACUCAGUCUGUCUUCCACCAUCAACAACCCACUGAUCAUUGCUCUGUCUAAAGUUUUAACACGGAUGGCGUUUCUGUGGAUUCAGAAUGUUUUUUAUGUCACAUUCAUAAUAUUUCCCAGAUGUAUGACCUCUCUAAUCUAUGGACUCAGAGAUCAGACCAUCAGACCUGUUCUCCUGUACCAUCUGAGCUGUCGUCUGAAAGUUAGAAUCAGAGACUAA
Molecule: messenger RNA, 942 nt
Organism: Oryzias melastigma (Indian medaka)
Lineage: Eukaryota; Metazoa; Chordata; Actinopteri; Beloniformes; Adrianichthyidae
Product: odorant receptor 131-2-like
Exons: 1
Biological process (GO): G protein-coupled receptor signaling pathway
Cellular component (GO): membrane
Molecular function (GO): G protein-coupled receptor activity
Source: RefSeq, a predicted model, not a curated record